Closterium sp. NIES-67 is the source of this 3147-nucleotide messenger RNA. The record is from the annotation of a GenBank genome assembly. NCBI's taxonomy places the organism in Eukaryota, Viridiplantae, Streptophyta, Zygnematophyceae, Desmidiales, Closteriaceae.
CCGCCGUCGGCUUGGCGCGGAGCAAGAGCCGUGGAAGCGAUCAUGGGAGCCAGAGAGCCUCGACGGGAACGAUGGGAACGAAACCAUGGGAGGGACACUCUCGAGCCCUCAUCUCACUUCGUCUCAUCUCAUCAAGUCGAUUCCACCGCCGCUUCUGGCGCGGCACCUCGCCCUCAUCGUCGUCCCUCCCACGGAGCCCCCGCGCAUUCAGUCAGCCGCGCGGCAUUUCGGAUCGCAUCUCAAAGGGCUCUCGGCGAGGCGGCGAGGUUUGAGACGUCUCAAAGCUCCCCCGCGGCUUCGGCAUUUCAGAAUCACAUUGCCGAGGACUCUUCGUGAGGCGGCGCCUUGCCACGGCCAGCACUCGAAUUGUUGCCCACCCUCCAUGCUUCCCCUCCCCCCCCGAACCAAUCCUUUGACAUCCUCAGCCCCUCCAGUCGGGGGACGGACGCACUCCAACGGAGCUAGAAAAUCGCAGACUUCGUGAUCAGUGGUCGUAGCCUAGAGCCUUCGCCGCCUGCAGUGUCUCUCCCUUUAGAGAGCUGACAGCUGCCCUCUUUCCAGCCUCAGAAUAAUCACUGGCGAUGGAGCUAUCCCCGAUACUGCUGGCAACGAUAAAAGCAUGCAGCUUCACCAUCGGUCGGCCGAGGGUGGCGGCCGUGGUGGCGCCGUGCGGGGUGCCUCUCCUCGUGCUACUGGCGGCCAUGGCGGCGGCGCUGCCCACCGCCCUCAGCGUCCUGGCGCCGCAAGACCUGGCGGCAGUGAUGGCAGUGUGGCGCGGGCUCUACAGCAGCAGCAGGGGCAGCGCGGACGUGCGGUCGUGGCGGCCGUCCUUGGACCCCUGCACCGUGCAGGCGCCCUUCCCCCUCAUCUGCGCGCCCGCCGUCUCCGACCGCCCCAACCAGCGCAUCGCCUCCAUAUUCCCCACCUUUCCCCCCUUCCCACACAUCCUCACACACACCCCCCCUCCGGCCGACCGCCCCAACGAGCGCUCGGCCUCCACCACCUUGUCGGGUCAGGCCCUGCGAGGAACGCUCAGUGCUGCCGUGGGCAACUUCUCAGCGCUCACUGGUUUUGUGCUGAACAACACACGGGUGGGCGGCACUCUGCCUCAGUUUCGCAGCUCCAAGCUGCUUGCCCUCUCGAUUCUCAACAGUCCCAUCGAGGGCCCCAUUCCCUCACUCCUCGCCACGUCACCAGUUCUUACCGCACUGGCCAUAUCAGGCACGGGAGUCAGCGGCAGCAUACCAGAGGACUUCAUCGCCUCCACUAAAACACUUGAAUCGCUUGACAUUGCUGGCAACGCCCUGUCAGGCCCUCUCCCCUUGCAGCUCGUCCGACCAGGCCUCUCUCUCAGGCUAUCGCCCGGCAAUGCUGAUCUCUGCAUUCCAGCCGCCGCUGCUGCCACCACCGCCGCCACUCUCCCCCGGAACACGUCCAUCUGCCCCGCCUCCCCUCCCCCGCCCGCCGCCUCCCCUCUCCCCCCGCCCGCCCCCGCCCUGCCCUCCUUUGCGAUCACCCUCAUCGCCGUGGGCGCUGCUGCGCUGGCUGCUGUGCUGCUGGGGGCGCUGCUGUGGCGGGUGGUGAGGCGAGGGAAGGGGAAGGGGGAGGAGCCGUUGAUGGAGGGAGGCGACACAGUGGCCCAUACCCGCGAGGUGGCGGACGGGCUCACAGAGUUCCAGCUGUGGGAGCUGCAGGAAGCAACCGAGAACUUUCACUUCUCGCGCCUCAUUGGCCGGGGUGGGUUCGGCCACGUGUACAAAGGAACGCUCCCUGACGGCUACGAGGUGGCAGUGAAGAUGCUGCAUGCGAACCCAGGGGGGGGGCAAGGAGAGGCGGAGUACCGCAUCGAGAUCGAGGUGAUCGGGCACGUGCACCACCGCAACCUCGUGCAGCUCGUGGGCUUCUGCUGCGAGGGGGAUUCGCGACUUCUGGCGUAUGAGUUUGUGUCGGGCGGCAGCCUCUCCUCACGACUCAGAGACAAGUCCAGCCCAAUGACAUGGGAGCACCGCGUGCGAGUAGCAGUGGGAUCCGCCAAGGGCCUGGCGUACCUGCAUGAGCAGUGCGAGCCGCGCAUCAUCCACCGCGACAUCAAGCCGGCCAACAUCCUGCUGGACGCUGCUGGGGAGGCCAAGAUAGCUGAUUUCGGGCUGGCUAAAGUCAUGCCUCAGGGUGUCAACGACAUGACCACCCGGGUCCUUGGCACGUGGGGCUACGUGGCCCCCGAGUACGUGGGCAGUGAGCGUGUGGGCGUGGCGGCAGAUGUGUUCAGCUUCGGGGUCGUGCUGCUGGAGCUGCUGAGCGGGCAGUCGCCACACAACACAGAGGACCUGCUGGAACGGGCCGAGGCUUGUUUAUGCGAGGGCGCACUCGACUCCUUCGCUGACCCCACCCUUCUGGCAGCGGGGUUCGACGAGGCGCAGUUCCUGCGAGUGCUGCGCAUCGCGCUGCUGUGCCUCGAGUACAACCCCGACCAGCGCCCGCCCAUGGCCUCUGUGCUGCGCUUCCUCACCUCGCCCCACGCGCCCCUACCUCACGAGGACAGCCCGCUUGAGCCCAUCCUGGAGGGCUUGGGUGAUGGUCGUCAUGGCGCUGGUGGUGGUGAUUUGGGGAGCUCUGAUACCAGUGGGGAGGAAGAGGAGGGGAGUAUGGAAGAGGGGGGUGGGGGUGAGGGUUUGAGUGGGAGUCGGGUGCGUGGGGGAAGUGGUGAGGGGCAGGAGAAGGGUGAUGGGAGGGAUGGGGGUGUGUUGGGUAGGAGUGGUGGUGCGGGGAUGGAAGAUGGGGUGGAGGUGGUGGUUGAUGGGUUUGACGAUGGGGGAGAUGCGAAUGGGGCGCAGGUGGACGUGCAAGAGACACUGGCGCUGAACAUGGUGCCGUAUCACCAGGCGUUCGACAUUUCACGGAUUGACCUGUGAUGAUUGCGCCACAAGAGCGUGACUUCCAUGUGCAUGGUGGUGUACGAGAGCUGUUCGGUUGUUCCUGCUUUUCCCUAACAUCAGCUUACCAAAUUUGGUACACCAGACCAGACCAUGCCAUUUUUAUUUGAGUUGCUUUUCCCAUAAUUGACUUCAUGCAUUAUGAGCUCCAUUGUUUACUGCUCAGACGUAUGUUUCGUAUUUUAAUGAGCAUGUGUUUUGUUAAAAGUAACGG